This is a messenger RNA of Botrytis porri, 829 nucleotides long. RefSeq lists its product as uncharacterized. The transcript is spliced from 4 exons. Gene Ontology annotation, biological process: phosphatidic acid biosynthetic process; triglyceride catabolic process. Gene Ontology annotation, cellular component: endoplasmic reticulum; lipid droplet. The coding region runs from base 1 to 813 and encodes 270 amino acids. The record is from RefSeq and is a predicted model, not a curated record. NCBI's taxonomy places the organism in Eukaryota, Fungi, Ascomycota, Leotiomycetes, Helotiales, Sclerotiniaceae. Gene Ontology annotation, molecular function: triacylglycerol lipase activity; acylglycerone-phosphate reductase (NADP+) activity.
AUGACCCCCAAAACAGUUUUGAUCACUGGCUGCAGUGAGGGUGGUAUUGGAGAUGCUCUAGCAAAAUCUUUUCAUCGCCAAGGUCUUCGAGUUUUCGCUACAGCUCGAAAUCUUGCUAAAAUCGAACAUCUCAAAAAGUUAGGACUUGAUACUUUUUCACUUGAUGUCACAGAUUCGACGUCCAUCAAGGAGGCUGUUAAUGCCGUAACAUUGAAAAUUGGAGGGAAAUUGGAUUUCCUCGUUAACAAUUCCGGUGCUUGUUACGCCAUGCCACUAUUAGAUUCUGAAGUAUCACUUGCUCAAAAGAUGUUCGACAUCAAUGUCUUCGCUCUCGUCGCAGUAACACGGGCGUUCUCACCACUUCUCAUUUCCUCCAAAGGGACAGUUAUUAACAUCGGCUCAGUCGCUGGCAGUAGCCCCGGAUAUUGGCAAGGAUAUUAUAAUGCAAGUAAAGCAGCAGUAAACUUGAUUACUGAUCAACUUCGUCUUGAACUCGAGCCUCUCGGUGUUAAAGCCAUUCUUGUAAUCACUGAUAACUCGCCAUAUGCCCCGGCGAGAGAUGUGGUUAAAUCUGCUGCGGCAGGAGAUAUCAUAUUGAGUAAUGCAGUGGAUGUCGAUGUUUAUGCCAAUAAAGUCGUGAAGAACGCUUUGAAGAAGCAUCCACAGACACAUCAGUUGGCUGGUGCAGAUGCUUGGACGGUUUGGUUCCUCUCGACCUUCUUUUGGCAUACUAUUUGGGAUAUGUUGCUACCCUCAAGAUGGAAUAUGCCAGAAUUGAAGAGGAGACUCUCGGCGGCGAAUGGACAGGGAUAGGUUGCAAUAGUUGAGC